Molecule: messenger RNA, 1821 nt
Organism: Rotaria sordida
Lineage: Eukaryota; Metazoa; Rotifera; Eurotatoria; Philodinida; Philodinidae
Source: the annotation of a GenBank genome assembly
AUGUCUCGUACCCAACAAAAAUUACAAGCUAUGUCAGCUCAAGAAUUAUUAAUACAAGAAAAAAAACGAAUGAUCGAAGAAAAAAUACGUUUAGAUAAUACAAAGAAAAAUAAUAAUGAUUCUGUUCAGAAAAAUAAUGUGAACAACAAUUCGGAGCAUCAACUAGCAGGAAACAAUAUCUUUAAAAAUGAUGGUUCAUUUCUUGAACAAUUUCGAAAAUCACAAGAUCAAUCAUCAAUGUUAACGUCAUCGGAAAUAACAAAUCCGAAUAAUAAUAUACAACAAUCAUCAUCUUGUGGAUCAGAAUAUCUUUCUACAAAUUCUCCACAACAAUUUGGACCACCUUGGUUUCCGCCAAGUUCUCAACCUUCAUCUAUGUUUGAUCAACACGGUCUACCAUCAUUUCCAGUACCUCCAUUACCAUUCAAUCCAUCCCCAUUACCACCUCCUUCAUUUAAUGCACAAUCAGCUUUUUUUUCAUCUCCACCAUCUACCUCAAAUAAUUCAUCUAAUUUUAUUCCACCACCCUUUCUUCCACCACCUCCGCCUCCUUCAACAACAUCAUUUCCAUUACCAUCACCUGAAUUUCUUUCAAAAAUGCUUCAAACACCACCUCCACCUUUACCAGUUCCUGCUCCCGUAAAUAAUUUAUCAACAACAAAUAACAACAAUAAUAAUAAUGUCAAUAAUGCAGAUCUCUAUGAUCCAUUAAAAGUUGAAGAUGAAGAUGAAGAACAUACUGAACAAAAAAAGCUGUCAACUCAAAAACCAACAAAUAGAACAUUUAAUAUAAAAAAAGAAUAUACAAUCAAAAUUGAACCCAAUCAAUUCACAUCAACAAAUACUAAUCUUUCUUCCCUAGAACAUGAACAUCAGAAGCAUGAUAAUGGUGGAAAUCAUCGAUGUCAAGUCGCCACCACAUCGACCGAUCUUUCUACUUCGUCGGCGUUGUGGUGGAAUGCUGAUGACGAUAAUGAAGAUAUUGAUGAUCGAAAGACAAAUUCAUUGAAUAAAUCAACGACUAAUAAUCAGAACAAUGAAGAAAAUAAUCGUAAACGUAAAUCACGUUGGGGUACUACUAAACAAGAACCGGUUGAAUAUAAAUUUGUUGAACAAAUUCAUGAAGCAACGGAAAAAGCAAAAAAAUUUGUUGGACAACUUAAUGAACAAAUGAAAUUAUAUCCUGAAGGAUAUGAUGGAACAAAAAUGAAUGAUGAACAACGUGGACAAUAUGUUGAACAGAAAGAACUUCAAUCAAUCUAUCAAACGAUGAUGGUUAAAAGACGUGAAUUAGAAAAAGUUGCUCGACAACAACAACAUAAACAUGAAUAUGAUUCAGAUGAAGAAAGUGAUAAUAAAACAGGAACAUGGGAACAUCGAUUACGUACAGCUGAAAUGGAUAUAACACGAGAAUGGGCCGUUAAAUUAACUGAAAUGGCACAUGGAAAACAUCAUAUUGGUGAUUUUAUUCCAGCACAUGAAUUAGAAAAAUUUAUGAAAACUUAUUCAACAUUAAAAGAAGGUCAAACUCCUGAUGUAUCCGAUUAUCGUGAUUUUAAAAUUCAAGCUGAAAAUAUUGGUUAUCGUCUUUUGGAAAAAUUUGGAUGGAAAGAAGGACAAGGUUUAGGUAAAAAUUCACAAGGAAUUGUUAAUCCAAUUAAUAAAGGAACAGUACCAGUAAAUCAUGCUGGUCUUGGGCAAGAUCGUCCAUCAGAAUUAGAUCGUAAUGAUGAUGAAUUUCAAAUGUAUCGAAAACGUAUGAUGCUUGCUUAUAGAUUUCGACCAAAUCCAUUAAACAAUCCACGUCGAGAUUAUUAUUGA